AUGCCGAGUAGGGCUACCCAACAAGGCUCCGUCGAGAAUAUGGAGUCUUUAAAAUCACAUCCUGACCGUGUACCUGCCGACUCUCCUGAACGGCCUGCCCGGACGCGCAAAUUUCAGGAAAUCAAUGAUGCCUAUUAUACCCUUUCAAACGAAUCACGCCGGAGAGAGUACAACGCAACAAGGCCGGUGGAAGCGGAGACUGAGGAUGAAGAACCCCUAGGUGGCACCGGGGGAUUCUCAUGGUCUUCAUUCGGGUUUGGCACGAGCGACCGUGAACAAUGCGCCUCUGAACAAUUCGGUUCGGUGUUUGAAGAGAUGCUACGCGAGGAGGGCCUUGCUAGUGAUGAUACUGACGCUGACGUCCAUCGGCGGACCAGGCCUACAUCUCGCUUCUGGUCUAUUGUUGGUGGAAUAAGUGGUGGUGCACUUGGGUUCAUUGUCGCCAAUGCUGCCGGUGCUUUCGCUGGUGCAGUUGCAGGAAAUCGGCUCGGCGCUGUUCGUGAUGCGAAGGGCAAAAGCGUUUACGAGGUCUUCCUAGAUCUUCCACAGGGUGACCGUGCCAGGUUAUUAAGCGAAUUAGCGGCCAAAGUUUUUCAGUCCACAGUGGGACGAUAA
This is a messenger RNA of Aspergillus bombycis, 615 nucleotides long. Its product is annotated as putative DnaJ chaperone (Caj1). Lineage: Eukaryota; Fungi; Ascomycota; Eurotiomycetes; Eurotiales; Aspergillaceae. The record is from RefSeq and is a predicted model, not a curated record. Bases 1 to 615 code for a protein of 204 amino acids. The transcript is spliced from 2 exons.